AUUUCUCUGUUUCAUCCUUCUGUUUCUUUGCCCGUUCUUUUUUUUCUUUUUUGGCAGGAAGGUUUCCGGGGUGGUUUCAGGGUUUUUCUUCGGACUUUUCCAUUGAAGGGCCUUUGGUUUUCCAAACUUUAGUUUAAAUUGGUUUUUUUUCCGGUUUUAGGGGGGUUUGAGGUUACCCGGGGGAGGGAGGAGAAUAGGGGGUUAUAUCGGUGGAACCGAUUAGAAUGAUAGUACCGUCGGAACUACAAGAUUUGCCCGAAACCAUUGCACCAGAGAGCAGCGCUGGUUCGAGUGUCGAUGGUGAUUCUGACAACCACUGUUCUUCAGCCUCUAGAGAUUCGUCUACCGAGGGGACACCCAGUGAAGUGGGGGAUGCUGAAGAAGGUGCUUUUAGUCCACCGACGACAAAUACAGAGGUGGACGCAGUUGUAUUCGAAGAAUGGGAGAAUAAGGUUAUUAGCGGGAGGUUGGAUAACCUUCGUAAAGCACCAAAGACUCUCCCUGCCGGUUUUAGGUUCAGGGCGGCAUUGCAUCAUGAAGUUGUAGAUAGCUCGGCCACGGUGAAGGGGUAUAAGAAGUUAAAGGAAAUGGUAAGGCAAUACCAAAUCCCAAGAACCAUUUUAAUCCAAGCUGGGACCCAAAAUGAGAGGGCGUGUAUAGUGUCUAGGAUGGGUUGGGUGCCAAUAUACAUAGACCAUUUUGAGGUCGGUCUACGUUUUCCUCUACCCGAGUUGAUUUUUGACGUUUUGGCAAAGUACAAGUUGGCCCUAAUGCAGUUGACCCCCAACAGCAUAAAGUUCAUUAUAGGAUUUAUGUUGUUGUGUGAGAGGUUAGAGAUACCUGUGAAGACGCUAGUUUUUAGGUUGCUCUUCUUGUGUUGCCUAUGCCCCUCCACAAGCGGAACGAGGUGGUAUUAUAUCUCCAGGAGGGAAAAGAUGAUGAUUUUUACAAACAUCAAAAAUAAAGUGGCAAGGUGGAAGAGGCAAUUCAUUUUUUUUGGUGACACGUGGACAGAGAAGAUGAAUAAUGAGCUCACCACCCGUGCUAAGGGUUUAGUAGAUUUAGAAGCCCUGGUUAUCCUGGAGCAGCUCGCAUUACUUGGGUUUGUUGAUGUGACAAACCUGUAUGCUGAAGGAGAAAUGAGUAGCAUACUAGAGAGACAACGUCAACGAGCACAAAAUUCCAAAAAUCGUGGGGCUGGGUUGGGCUCCCAAAGGCAGGCUCGAUUUGACGAGCGUCCACCUACUGCACCAUCUUGCAGCUCGUCUCAAAGGGAGCAAGGCUCGAGCUUAGUGUCCAGAUCUUGGGCUAAGAGGACGAGCUCGAGGGCUCAGCCUGUUUCAGCCGCUGCGACGCGGUCCACCAACAUGCCACCGGUGCCGGCACAUGAUGUUGCUGAACCAGCGCCUGCCUCAACAUCCGUAUCGGGGCCUAAGAUUGCAUACCCUGAGGGCUUCAAUUAUGUUAGAACUGACUACCAAGCCGCCAUGGUGCAGGGUAUGCAUAGUUUUGUGCCCCUUGCAGAUCGACAGCGUGCAAAAGGGCACGUUCAGCAACACGGGGGUCAUGCUGUCUUGCUGAAAUUGAUGGAUGUGUUCAGCUACACUAUAGCACUCUUUGAGUGCGAGCAGGAGGCACGUGGGCAGAACCGUGAGCUCCAGCAGAGCUGCAAACAACUGGCCUUUGAGAAGGCAAGCUUAGAGGAUGAGGAUGAGGCCGGUCAUGCUGAAGACCAGGCCAAGAGAGCUGAAUCUGACAAGGACAAGACUCUUUACGAGCUGAACUCCCUAAAAGAUAGGGUUGCAAAAGCCAACCAGAAUGUUGCUCGAGCUGAGGCAUCUUUAGAGAAGAUCAAGAAGCACCACCAGCACUCUAUUUGCAUUGCCCGGGCACAAGGGGCAGAGUGGUUGGUUGGAGCAGAUAUGUUCCAGGACGUAGUGGCGGUUGCCUCAGCAAACACCACCAUGGAUAUCUACAAUGAGAUUCGUGGGAAGGUGUUGCGACAUUGGGCUGACUUCCCAAUUGGCGAGCUGGCCUUCUUCGAGGGGGAGGAAAUGGACGAGCAAGGAAAAAGCCUUGCCCCUCCAUCUGAUGCUACCGUGAGGCUAAAGUGGGAGCUAAACGAAGGAGUGUUAGUGUGGCCUCCAUCAAUGGUGGAAAAGGGAGAGGAUACCAAGGGUCUACCAAGCUUUGAUGCUUGGGUAGCAGAGCCCCUUGAGGUGCAGGCUGAACCAUCGAGCACUCCCCCUUCCUUUCAACCUGUCGUUGCUCCAGCUCUCCUUUCCCCAGCUCAGUUUACUCAAGCUCGAUCAUCUCCUGCUCGACCUACUCCUGCGCCUACUGACGUGUCCAUCCCUGUCGAUCUGACGGAUGAUUAGUUUAGGAUUAUUUCUUUCCUUUUGUAUUUUUGUAUUGGUCGUUUGACCCAUUUGAACACUUAAAUGAUUAUCUCAUGUUCUUCAAUUGUACAACUUUUUAAUAGAAAUACAAAUUUGGAGAUUUUCUGAAAUUUCUGCCUUUAUUGAAUUGUGUACCUCUUUCACAUAUUCUGAAUACACUUUGUUAGUAAGA
Molecule: messenger RNA, 2571 nt
Organism: Rubroshorea leprosula
Lineage: Eukaryota; Viridiplantae; Streptophyta; Magnoliopsida; Malvales; Dipterocarpaceae
Source: the annotation of a GenBank genome assembly